Molecule: messenger RNA, 1855 nt
Organism: Didymella exigua CBS 183.55
Lineage: Eukaryota; Fungi; Ascomycota; Dothideomycetes; Pleosporales; Didymellaceae
Exons: 2
Coding region: 460-1608 (382 amino acids)
Source: RefSeq, a predicted model, not a curated record
CUUUCACUUCUCCACCCACAGCAUGAGAUAACCGACACUCGCUGCAAUACCGGAGGUGUCUACUUUCCGCGAUCUAAGACGUUGCCCAUCGUCUCUGAAGCGCUCAAAGAUACCAAAUAAGUUAUAUCAUCACAGACGUCUGCCCAACGGACGUGUCGUGUAAAGCUGCCGCAAUGAUGGUCCUACACGCUGGAGUCAUAUCUCAAAGCACUAUCUCCAGCCUUUGCCGUAGGUUGCAUGAUACUCAAGAUUAAAUCUCGCCCCAGUGCUGUCAGUGCUGUCAGAUCUAAGGACCCGGUACAUGCCUGCGCAGGAAGAACACCUUCAAGAGCUAUGGGUCGGUACAGCCUUCAAGGCAGCGCAGCCUGUUAGACACCCUGCUGGCGGGCAAGAUGAAAGCAAACGCGGGGCUGACCAAUCACUCCACCAUACGGUCACGACAUCUGCCAAGAGUUCACGAUGCACGGUGUGGAGUCGUCUUCACUGCGUUUGUUAUUGCCUAGCGCCAAGCACAACGUCACAUAUGUGCUCACAACUUUCAUCGAUGUUGAUAUUGCCGCUACGCACACCGCGGAUAUCCUCUACACCGCUAGUAUGGAGCGUCGAUCGACUAUCUCAGGUAUUGGCAUGGCACUCAAGCAGCAGCGUGACACUCUCAGUAGCGUGGACGCUGAAGGCGUGAGGCCUCUGUCAGCUCGCGGUACUCAUGACCGCCUUCUGCCAGACGCACCUAUAUCUGCGUGGCUGAGUCUUGGAGUCGAUGACGCUCCUAACAAGACCUCAGCAACCGACAUCGACGAUCUUGAAGGCCACAAGCCUUCCAUGGCUAGCCCUACCAAGGACAGCGUCUUCAAGGACUUCUGCAGAGGCCAGCCUCCAAGGCGCUCUUUUCUCGCCAGCGGUAUGCCUCCCCGUCUCCCUGUGUCCAGGCGUUCCACACUCGCAGACAAGCCGGAGUUGGACACCCUGCUUAAGGUCUUCACAAUCCAGUUCAAGAAUGAAGACUUCCUUCCCAUCAACGAAAAUACAGUGCAUCUCCUGAACCAGUACAUGAACGGAUCGAAGCCGCUGGCCCACACCUGCCGCUUCAAGAGGCUGCUCUUCAACAGCAAGACCAAUGAAGUGCGCGUGGGUCUUUUCGUAAAGGUCCUCGAGAACAUCGGAAUGUACUGCGAGCACUUGGCCAUUGUCGCGCCCUUCCACCCCAUCGAGUUCGGCAACACUAUUGAGAGCGACAUCGGUAACUCUGAGCCUGGUAGUGACUGGGAAAAGAUUCUUGACUGCCUCCACAAGCUCCGUUCCCUGACUUUCGAACAUCCAGACACCGAGCCCACGCAUCUUACGCGUGACACCUUCUACACUCUCACUUGCGCACUCGCUACCAACAAGAUCCUCCAAAAAUCCCUGAGUAUUUGCCUUGACGUUCCGCCCAAGGUCUUCUUCAACUACCACAAGGACCACCAUAGCAGCCUCGGCUCUACGCCGCUCUGCUUGGUCGGCGCUGACAUGGUAUACGCCGACGGUCCAGAAGGCUUCGGCUCGCUGGACAAUGACCCUGUCUUCGGCAAGGCGGAGGACAUCUCCAGCACCAGUGGCAGCUACAGGUAAAUCACCCGCGCUGAACCUUGCGAUAUGAGAGGGAAUACAGCAUAGCAUUAUGACGGAGACAAUUACGGCUUUAGGAUCGAUAUCCAUGGCUACACAAACGGCAUGCAUUGCAUCAUGGCCAGGAAAGGCCUCAAAAGUGCUUAACAUACGUCUUUAUAGCAUGACUGGUUGAAAUAUCAUCAUCACAGCGUCUACCGCGAGUUGAUCAACGCAGCCGACGCUCUAUCGAGCAAUUUAUGAACUCUAC